AUGAGAGGUUCUAGAGGGUCCCAGUCUAGUAAAUGUGUUUAUAAAUGUUACUUAUAUGGCAAUUGGGGUAUUUUUAGUUUAUUCUCUAUUAUAUUAGGUUUAUCUGGUGCCCCAUUUAUUGGGGUAUUUUUUACAAAGCAUUUGUUAUUAACUAAUAUCAUGAAUGUAAAUAAAGUAAUUUUAUCAAUAGUUAUAUUGAUGUGUGUAUUUAUCUCUUAUUUUUAUUCUUUUCGAUUUUGUUCUAUAUUAUUAAAAACUUUAUCUAGGAGAGUAGUUGGUGUAAUGUACUGUUUUAAAAGCGGCUUGAUUAUGUUUCAGAUUAUAUCUUGUUUUACAGCAUAUGUUAUGUAUAAAAGUAAUAUAUUAGUUAAUUGGAGAAAAUUACCCUUUUUAGGUUGUUUUAUAUUAUUAGGUUCUAGGUUAGUGGCUACUUCUUACCAUCAUUUAAUAUGUUGGAUAAAUUUGGUUUUGACUAUUAUAUUGGGGUCUUCGUUUGUUCUUUUACAGUUGUUUGAAUUUGAAGAAAUAAUUGUUAGAAUAUAUGAUACUACUUUCCAUGCUAGCUGUUUUUGUACGGUUGGUUUACAUUUUAGUCAUGUGCUGUUGGGUGUUAUUGGAUUAGUAACAGCAUUAGUUAUUGGACUUGAUAUUUUUGGUUAUUAUCGUAGAUCUAUAAUUGUUUGA
This is a messenger RNA of Rodentolepis nana, 684 nucleotides long. The record is from the annotation of a GenBank genome assembly. NCBI's taxonomy places the organism in Eukaryota, Metazoa, Platyhelminthes, Cestoda, Cyclophyllidea, Hymenolepididae.